AUAAUAACCCUAUGAGUGUUGCUUACUAUUGUUUUCCUUAAUUAAAAUGAGUAAAAUGAAGCUUAGGUUAAGUAGCAUGUCCGAAGCCACACAGUUAGUCAUUGGCAGCGGUGUGACUGACUCCAAAGUCUGUGCUUCUAAUUACUGUGUUCUUCUACUUUUUAAUAGGGAGUUCUUGAAGGUCCAAGGAAAGGAAUGCAUAAUGGUGUGGUCAAGGCAUUAGCAUUAAUAUUUAUAGAAAGGGUAAUUAACAACAGUUUGAGCAAUCACAUUCUAACAACUAGUAAGUUGACAGAAGCCUGAGUAUAAUAGUGUGAGGAACAAAAUCAUUAUAGUGCCAAACAGAGUAUACCAUCUCUUUAGUACAAUGUCUUUCAAAAGGAGGCUGAUUGUGUUGGCUCUAUGUUUGCCUCCUCAAUAAUUAAGGCAGUAAAUAUUAGUUGGAGCUUCCAAUACCUAACGGGCCUAAAACAGCAAAAUGGACAACCUGGCAUGUGUCCUUGCUGGAAGAUGACAAGAGUGCUGAAAGGAGAAUCCAGGUUUUUCUCCUGAGACAUGACACUUGGGGGCUUCCAUUAAAAAAUCACCAAGUCUCUGUCACUGUAAUCUCUUCCUUAAGUGCCUAUGAUGUUUUCACAGUCACAGGUCUAUGCCUGGUCAACACACAGUGGCCAGGUCUGUAAGCUGUGGGCAGAGAUGGCAGCGACUCGGAGGGCUGGGAGCAGAUGAUGGGAGGAAAGAUCAUUUUUUCUGACAACUUACAACUUGAUUCCACUUAUAAGCCAUCUAUUUUCAGAAAUAAGUAAUGGGUGAGGACAUAGGCCAGGUCCACAGUUUGUGCACUUGAGAGAUUAAGGCCUCACAGAUCAAAUUACCACAGCAAACUGAGACAGAAUUAUUGUAGGGAUAUUUGGGGAGGAUGCAGAGAAAAGAGGAAGAAGGCAGAGACCCAAGAAAGGAGACAGGAAUAGAUUUUGAUGAAAAUUACUUCCUACUCUGUACCCUUGAGGGAACAAAGAGGACAAAUAAGAAGCAGGAGUGAUAGAGGGAAGCUGGGUGUUUCUCCGGAAUAAAACUGGAUAGGUAGUGGAGCAUUGUUAGUGAGUGUGCUAGGGAUUAGGGAUGUGCUAGUUCAGGCCUUUGAACUCUGGGGGUCAGGAUCACAACCUUGGCUCCUUUAACCAUCCCCACUAGGGGGGAAGCAUGCCAAAUGUCAGGUCUCACUCUGACUUUGUUCUACUCCAUAGCUAGAAAAUGACCCAUAGAGGAAGAUAUACGGAUGAGAGGAUACUGGGAGAUAAGGAAGAGAAAGACAUUUUAGUGAGUGCUAUUUGCACAUGAGCCAAUAGAUUUCAAAUUCCUGUGGAAGAAAUGUGAGGACUUGGGAAGAGUGAAUAUUCAUUGCCUCUGAGCAGCAGAGGCAAUGACACAGCUUGGAAAGAUUUCCUCUGAUCCUUCUGCCUUCUUCACUGAAGAGAAUUUGUUGUCUCUGCGUUGCCUCUGUUGCAGUACAAGAGGAAUCUUAGGGGCACAAAAGAACAGAAGUCUAAGGAGUCUUAUAUUUAAGGAAGAGAAGCUGCAGCCAUUGAAAUUGCUGGUUAUUGUAAGAUAAAUCCCAGACUUCCACGUUUUGCUUAACGACAGCAGAUUUUUUUUUUUUUUUUUUUAAACUGCAAAGCAUUAAUGGAAUCCAAAUUCCAGCCUGGCUUAGGAGAUCAACAGUAACUUUCUUGAUUUAACGGUUUUGCAGACUCUUGAAGACAUUGUUAUCCAUUAAAGAAAAAAUUUUAAAUCACUCUUGAAAGAAAGCGUCUUGUAUGAUAAAUAAAAAAGAUUUGAAGCAAGAUUCGAAAAAGCUUGAGGGAAGAAUCUCUUUAAAAAUUUUACCAGAUUUUCUCCACUAUCGUCAAAAUGGAUCAAAUUUUACCAGAUUUUCUUCACUAUAGUCAAAAUGGAUCAAAUAACAGAUUUGCCUACAGCUUCAUGGAGAUUUUUUAAAAUAGAGCAUUUUAAACAUUCAAAUAUUGGUUAUUUGCCAAGGCACACACUGAAAGUAAGGGGCACUUGGCCGGGAGCAGAAUUGAGUCUUGGAUUCCAGGUUGCUGAUUUUAGGCUUGCUCUUGGAAAGAGGGCAGCUUUUGCCAUUCCCCUCCUUUUGCCCCAGGAGUUGAGCACUUUCUGCAGUACUUAAGAGUGUCCAGGGAAGAUGUAGGGGUCAGGUGAAUAGUUCCCACCGCCAGUAACCCCAGAGCGCCGCCCCCUGCGUUGUUUCCUUUUCAUGUUAGAGCCGCCGCCCGGGUGCCCAUACUUAGUCAAGGCCCCUCCGUUUAUUUUCCUGAAUUGCGCUUGGAAAUCUUUUCUUCUGGGGAGCUGAUGGCCAGACUUCUAGGGACUUGACUGCUUUUCCCAGACUAAUCUCCUUAAAGACCCGUUAAGCAGGCGAGAGACCGUGGAGAUUGGAUGAACAGGACAGUGGGGGUAGGGAGAAAGGGAGUGGCCGUGUCCCUGCGGUCCGCUGGGAUCCGGCAGGUCCAGGAUGAAGGAGAUGGGGCUGGAGAGGCUGAGCAGUCCGGGUUCGCUGUCUGCCACUUCGGCACGGAAUCAGAGCCUGACUUGCUGAGCCCUCCUCCCCCUCCCCCUCCCCCUCCGUCUCCCCUUCUGCUUCCUUUUCCCUCCCUCUGGAGCGGUAGCGGCAGCAGCAGCAGGAAGCCAAGCGGGGUUGAGCGACUCGGAGGCGAGCAGAGGAGCUGAAAUAUGGGAAGUCAGCGAGGGCGGCGGGGCCAGGAGCCCUUGGGAGGGCCUACGGAGGGAGCGGCUCCAGGCGUUUGCUAGCGCGUGAACGGUGGGGGAGCGGGCGCAGGGUGGCACGAGCGGAGGCGGGGCCCGGGCGUGGAGCACGGCUGGGGAAGCUGCCGCCUCCGGCCCUGCCCGGCUGCCUCCGCCGCGGCCCGUGGCUAUGGAGCAGGCGGGCACCAGACCUGCGGCGACAGAGCAUCCACGGCUCCGGCGGCCCAUGCCCUGGCUGCUGCUACUGCCUCUUCUCCUCCUGCUGCUGCUAGCGGGCCCAGUGGCCUCCCAGCUGCGUUACUCAGUGCCAGAGGAGCAGGCACCCGGCGCGCUCGUGGGCAACGUGGCUCGCGCGCUGGGGCUCGAGUUGCGGCGCUUGGGGCCGGGUUGCUUGCGCAUCAACCAUCUGGGUGCGCCCAGUCCGCGCUACCUGGAGCUGGACCUGACUAGUGGAGCGCUCUUCGUCAACGAGCGCAUUGAUCGGGAGGCGCUGUGUGAGCAGCGGCCUCGCUGCCUGCUCAGCUUGGAAGUGCUGGCGCACAAUCCCGUGGCGGUGAGCGCCGUUGAGGUGGAAAUAUUGGACAUCAACGACAACUCACCGCGUUUCCCGCGGCCCAACUACCAGCUUCAGGUAAGCGAAUCGGUGGCGCCUGGAGCGCGCUUUCACAUAGAGAGUGCGCAGGACCCCGACGUGGGCGCCAACUCGGUGCAGACCUACGAGCUCAGCCCCAGCGAGCACUUCGAGCUGGACCUUAAGCCCCUGCAGGAGAACAGUAAAGUGCUUGAGCUGGUGCUACGUAAGGGCCUAGACCGGGAGCAGGCAGCCUUGCACCACUUGGUUCUCACAGCCGUGGAUGGGGGCAUCCCAGCCCGCUCGGGUACGGCACAGAUCUCUGUGCGUGUCCUGGACACUAACGACAACUCUCCUGCCUUCGACCAGUCCACUUACCGCGUCCAGCUACGGGAGGACUCACCCCCCGGCACAUUGGUGGUGAAGCUGAAUGCCUCAGACCCGGAUGAGGGCUCCAAUGGUGAGCUCAGGUACUCCUUGAGCAGCUACACGUCGGACCGGGAGAGACAGCUCUUCAGCAUAGAUGCCAGUACUGGGGAAGUGCGAGUAAUUGGGGGGCUGGAUUAUGAGGAAGCCUCCUCCUACCAGAUCUAUGUGCAGGCGACUGACCGGGGUCCAGUGCCCAUGGCAGGUCACUGCAAGGUGCUGGUGGACAUCGUGGACGUGAAUGACAAUGCCCCAGAGGUGGUGCUCACAGACCUGUAUAGCCCAGUGCCUGAGAAUGCUACACCCAACACCAUUGUGGCCGUUCUCAGUGUCAAUGACCAAGACUCAGGCCCCAACCGGAAAGUGAGCCUGGGUCUGGAGGCCACACUGCCUUUCCGACUGAAUGGCUUUGGAAACUCCUAUACCCUGGUGGUGAGUGGCUCGCUGGACCGAGAGCGGGUGGCUGUCUAUAACAUCACGGUGACAGCCACUGAUGGGGGAAUACCACAGCUUACAUCCCAGCGGACGCUGAAGGUUGAGAUUUCUGACAUCAAUGAUAAUCCACCAAGCUUCCUGGAGGACUCCUAUUCCAUCUAUAUCCAGGAGAACAAUUUGCCAGGUGUGUUGCUCUGUACUGUGCAAGCCACAGACCCAGAUGAAAAGGAGAAUGCAGAGGUGACCUACUCCCUUCUGGAGAGGGAGAUUCAAGGGCUGCCAGUCACCUCCUAUGUCUCCAUUAACAGUGCCAGUGGCAGCCUUUAUGCUGUCAACUCCUUUGACUAUGAGAAGUUUCGGGAGUUCUUUGUGACUGUGGAGGCUCAGGACAAGGGGAGCCCACCACUGAGCAGCACUGUGACUGCCAACGUGUAUGUGGUGGACAUGAAUGACCAUGCCCCUCACAUUCUGUACCCUACCUCAACCAAUUCAUCAGCAGCCUUUGAGAUGGUGCCUCGAACUGCCCCUGCUGGCUACCUGGUCACCAAAGUCAUAGCCAUGGACUCAGACUCUGGGCAAAAUGCUUGGCUUUUUUACCAUCUAGCCCAGACUUCUGACCUGGACCUCUUUAAAGUAGAGCUGCACACAGGAGAAAUUAGGACUACCAGGAAGAUAGGAGAUGAGAGUGGUACCACUUUCAACCUGACCGUGGUGGUCCGAGAUAAUGGAGAGCCAUCACUAUCAGCCUCUGUGGCCAUUACAGUAGCUGUGGUGGAUAGGGUUUCCAAAAUCCUCCCUGACACUCAGAGACAUGUUAAGAGCCCUCGGACAUACUCUGAAAUUACCCUUUAUCUAAUAAUAGCAUUAAGCACAGUGUCUUUUAUAUUUCUUUUGACAAUCAUCAUUUUGAGCAUCAUCAAGUGUUACCACUACACCGCGUAUGGCACUGCAUGCUGCGGAGGCUUCUGUGGAGUAAGGGAGAGGUCUCCUGCAGAACUUUACAAACAGGCCAACAACAAUAUUGAUGCCAGGAUACCACAUGGCCUCAAAGUGCAGCCUCACUUCAUUGAAGUUCGAGGGAAUGGCUCCCUCACCAAGACCUACUGCUACAAGGCCUGUCUGACAGCAGGCUCAGGGAGUGACACUUUCAUGUUUUACAAUACAGGGGCCCAGACAGGACCAGGGCCUUCGGGAGCCCAAGCAUCAGUGACUGACAGCAGGAACCUCACAGGCCAAAGUGGUCAGAGUGCUGGGAACCUGAUUAUUCUCAAAAACGAGGCUGUUCCUCAAAAUGAGCCACGACAGCCCAAUCCUGACUGGCGUUACUCUGCCUCCCUGAGAGCAGGCAUGCACAGCUCUGUGCACCUUGAGGAGGCUGGCAUUCUACGGGCUGGUCCAGGAGCACCUGAUCAACAGUGGCCAACAGUAUCCAGUGCAACACCAGAACCAGAGGCAGGAGAAGUGUCCCCUCCAGUCGGUGCGGGUGUCAAUAGCAACAGCUGGACCUUUAAAUAUGGACCAGGCAACCCCAAACAAUCCGGUCCCGGUGAGUUGCCAGACAAAUUCAUUAUCCCAGGAUCUCCUGCAAUCAUCUCCAUCCGGCAGGAGCCUACUAACAGCCAAAUUGACAAAAGUGACUUCAUAACCUUCGGCAAAAAGGAGGAGACCAAGAAAAAGAAGAAAAAGAAGAAGGGUAACAAGACCCAGGAGAAAAAAGAGAAAGGGAACAGCACGACUGACAACAGUGACCAGUGAGGUCCUCGAAUGGAAACAAGCCACUUAGCCAGUUUUUGUAAUAAUGGCAAAUCUCUCCCAUGUAGCAACUCCCUGCUCCUUUUUCCUAUCUACAUGAGCCCUCUUAGAGACCUCAGAAAUCUGCAGAAAGUUCCCUGUGUCUGUCUAGAACGCAUUUAACAGGUUUUGUCUUAAAAACUUUACUAAGUCUGGUGUUAACUCUUUCUCUCCACUCUGGCUUGUUUUCAGAACCUAAAAAGCAGACCCAAGUUUCCUUUCUCCUCCGCCGCAAAGGAGAGGCUUCCCAGCCCCGCCAGUGAGAGGUUGGACUCUCUGCCCUGUGCUCCGGGGAUCCUGUCUUGAUGACACUUGCAGGGCAGGCUGAAAAGUUUUGAGAUUGAGCAGCUUGGGUAUUUGUGGUCACUGGGUAUGUGUGGCCACCGCGGGUACGGAAGUGCCAGAUAUUGGCUGAGACUAAUUGGUACAAGGAAAGGAAGAAAGCAGAGACAAAUAAACAGCGGAAGUUAUCAGCGUGGAGGGGAAGUGUAAACUAAAAGGGACCAGACUUUCUAAAUCUUACAACUCAAGGAAUGGUGGCCACCCUCUAGGAGACACAACUACUCCCACUGACAAGGCUUUAGGACACCCUAAAGUCUGUUGGCUGUGAUGUCAUUAUACCUAAAAUCUGCAUCAUACCUUCAAGCCAACAGUUCAGUGUUUAACAGAGAACCGUCCUGGGAAACAAGCAGAUCUGAUGUGUUUCCUAUUCAUUUCCUGUGCUCACUUUAUUAAAAAUUCUUUUGCACACAAUGUUUAUGAAAAGGGCAGAUCCUUUUCCAACACUUAUGCAAAAGCAAAAGAAAACCCCGACACCUCACCUUUCGCUGUUUGUUGUUUCAUAGAUUUAUUUUAAAAAAGAGAAAGUCUAUAGUUAUAAAUCUUUAAAGAGAAAUAUGAAUACAAUUCCCCUAAACUCUCCUCAAAAGAUAAUUCAGUCUACAGCCAUUUAAAUGAUCAUUGCUGCUACAGAAGUGCUUUAAGAGAAUUGCCUGAAACAUCUGUAUUAUAUCGGCCACCUGCCAAUCACAGCUUUACUCUUUCAGGUCACUCUGGGGCUGCCUCUUGCAUGUAUUAAUUACUAAAUAAAAUUAUCUCUUUCUCUCUCUCUUUUCUAAGAAACAAUUAUGUGCACUUUGAUACACAACCUUCUCUAACCAACUAUAUUGAGACCCAAAAAUUAAAGAAAAAUAUUGUUUUCUCAUAGAGUGAGCAGAUUUUUCAACCCUUUAAUUCUGUGACUUGUCUUGGUGUGCUAGCCUACACCUUCUCUUUGGUUUAGUUUUCCUUUUCUAUAACACUCUGAAUUGCUAAUCUUACUAACACCUAUGAUGUUACCUGAAAUCAAUCUCCCAUAUGUAUGCUGUAUGCUAUUAUAAGACUCCUGAAAUAUACUUACUCUGUGCUUGUGUAUGUGAAUGUUAAUGCAACUAUUACCUAGAGUGAACUUUAAGCUUUAUUGUUGAAUGUAAUUCCAUUAUAUUUCCUUUUGUACACCUGUGAAAAAGUGGAGUAGUGUUUUUUUAACCAUUGUUAAUCAGCUUUUGUGUAUGAAAGAUACAGUAAAAUUUCUUUCUUAAAUCAAGAUACUGGUGAUUCAAGGAAUUUUAUUUAUGGUCCAGCCAAGAGCCAUCUCUUGCCAAGACUUCUGCUGUCAAGGGAAUGGAUAAAGCUGUUUUUUUCUAGUAACAGUUUUGGAAUGAAUACUGACAAUAUUCCACGAGGGUGUGCAAGCACAAAUUUGACCAAUCUGACCUCUUUGAAGUUGCAGAAUGCUUUGAAAUUCUAAUGGUAUCUGAAAUAUCAGCUCAUAGAAAGUAAUACAAUUUACUGUCACCUUAAAUAAGACAUUUUAAUUUUGUUACAAUGUACAAUUUAGAAGUUUGAUUAAUUAUAUUAUCUAUUUAGGUGUUAAUAUAAAAGAGGUAGGAGUCUGUUAUUUAAAAACAAAGCAUUAAAUCUAAAAAAAAAAAAACUGUCUUGUCUACUUUUAGCUUCAUUCUCCCAUAUUUUGAAGGGUGUGUAACUUCAGCUCUGCAGGAUUGCAUGGGGUAAAACUUGUUGCCAACACAUGUGAACCAUUGCUACAUUGUAGGUUGUGAUCAUUUUGCCCCACUGAAGCCCAUGUAUCUGACCUUACGUGCCUUUUGAACUAGGAGAAUCGGGCUAAUUUAUUAAUGAUGAUAAUUAUAAUGUAUCUGUACAGCACUUUUUACCUUUGCGAAGUGCUUUCCAAUCCGUGUUAGUUACUAGUUAUUACAGCUGUAAGGAUAAAACACGUCAUGUGGAUUCAUUUUGAAUUGGUGCUAUUGGUAUUUCCUCUGUUAUUGCUAAUAAAUGAAAAUGGUGGUAUGAAA
Molecule: messenger RNA, 8367 nt
Organism: Sapajus apella (tufted capuchin)
Lineage: Eukaryota; Metazoa; Chordata; Mammalia; Primates; Cebidae
Product: protocadherin alpha-C2
Exons: 4
Coding region: 2957-5974 (1005 amino acids)
Biological process (GO): homophilic cell-cell adhesion
Cellular component (GO): plasma membrane
Molecular function (GO): calcium ion binding
Source: RefSeq, a predicted model, not a curated record